CUGCCUUCGUUGAUCCUCGCUCCGACCGAGCGGCGCGUCGAACGUGCGCAGGCGCAGCUGAAAAUAAAAGGCUCUAGAAAUUCCAUUAUUAUAUACAAAUUGUAAUAAAAUACAUAGCGUUUGUGCAGUGAAAGUGGUGUUUCAAAUAAUUGUUUGAUCUGGAAAAAAUGUUAACAAACUCUGUGAAUUAAGUCAAGGAUAUCCAAUAUCUUAGACGACGAAAAUGACGAGGAAAUUUCUAUUCUGUUUCCCGCUGAGGCUCGGGAACAUCGUUUUUGGUUACAUUGUUAUUAUUGUAAGUCUAGCAGUAGCUGCGUUCCACAUUUACCUACUGAGCCAAAUAAUCACACGAAAGGAGGAAUCUCACUCAGAAUACGAAAAGCACGAAAAUAUAUUUGGAAAAGAAAAUAAAAGUAUCUUCUUAAUCUCUAUCAUAUACUACUUAUUGUAUAUAAUAGCUGGAUUAUUGUUAUUACUAUUUAGUGUUGUUUUCACGAUAGGAGCUCACACGGUGAACAGAUGUUGUGUAACGUCUUUCUUCGUGUACAGUUUUAUCCACAUUUUCCUCACAAUUCCGCUCAUUGUCUGGGAGGCGCUGACGGCAGGCUGGAUACAACUUGGCCUCUUGGUAUUAUCGGAUGUGCUCCUGAUAAUUUGUUUAUUCAGUGUGAAGUACCUGAUGGAAGCGAUAAGGACGGGAAAAAUCUACAGUCGUCCCGGUUCGGUGCUCUACAAAUAUUGAUGAAAUUGAUUGAUUCUUUAUAAUUAAGCUUUAAUUUAUUUGUGACAAUACAUAAAAAUGACAAUAACGCGGAUAAAUAGGUGAUUGAUUUAUUGCCAUUUUAUCGAAUGAAAAUAAAGAUUUUAAUCAUCGUAAUAUUAUAAAAAUUAUCAAAUAAUUUUAUUAAGAUUUCAUAGUAUUUAUCAAGAUCUGUUUGUUUUUAAGAUUUUCUUAUUUUCAGUCACUAACUUAUUUAUUAUUUAUUUUCUAAUGAUUUUAGUUGUACCACAGAAGUAUCACAGUGUUAAGUGGUGUACCUAUGCUCAGAAAUAUUGAUGUGUUCAAUAUUCCAGCGGGAAAACCUCGCCUUAUGUACUAAAAAUUAUAUUUUUGUUUCGUCUUAACGUAUAUUCAUUAUUAGUUAUUAAUAUCAUGCAUGCAAUGGUUUUCUGUUCAUUUCAUACAAAUUAUCUUAUUACUGAAUGUUACUUUCUUUCGUAAUUAUAAUAGUAAUAAUAUGUUUAACUGUUUUAAUUAAAGUGUUCUGCGAAUAUGAAAGUUGCUAAUUACAUCCUAUUUAUUAUAGUCAAAAUUAUGUUGAUGCUUUUUAUAAUUAUUUGUUAAAUUAAAAUUAUAAAAACGAAUUAUACAGGU
Messenger RNA from Colias croceus (clouded yellow), 1375 nucleotides. RefSeq lists its product as uncharacterized. Lineage: Eukaryota; Metazoa; Arthropoda; Insecta; Lepidoptera; Pieridae. The record is from RefSeq and is a predicted model, not a curated record. The transcript has 5 exons. The coding region runs from base 224 to 742 and encodes 172 amino acids.